This is a messenger RNA of Momordica charantia (bitter melon), 1496 nucleotides long. RefSeq lists its product as uncharacterized. NCBI's taxonomy places the organism in Eukaryota, Viridiplantae, Streptophyta, Magnoliopsida, Cucurbitales, Cucurbitaceae. The record is from RefSeq and is a predicted model, not a curated record.
UACAGGCUACUGCUUUUGAAAGCAAACGUACGUCGCCAUUUCCAAAAGAGCAAUAACCAGUGACCAAAACCCUAAUCGUUCUCCAAGCGACGAUAUUCCUGGCCGUACGAAUUUCUCUGAAUCUUCUUCUUCUUCCAUUUUCUUUUUCUCUUUAUCGCUUUUAAUCGUCUUUACAAUCAUGAUCUUCCUCCCGGGUAAUGUAUGUAGUAGUAGCAUAUUCUUUGAUUAGGGUUUGGAUUUUAAGCAUUCAUGGCAUGCCUCUUCUUUGCUACUCAUCAUCAUCGUCUUAAGUUGCUGUUUUCUUUAAUCUCUCUGGAUGGAAAUCGGAAAUGUGAUGUUCUGGUGACGUUCAUUGUUUGAUUUUGUCAAACUGUGGAGCCAGUCGGUUUAAUGACUCAGUGACUGACGAUCGUUUUGGUUCCGAAUUCGGAGUUGCUUAUGAGUCUAGGAAAGAAAAAUGGCUGAAUCGAAAGUGAAGACCAUUAAAAACCCCCCAGUUGCAAUCAAGCUGGAAGCUGCAGAACGAGGAGAUGUGGCUGAAUCAAAAGUAAAAACCAACAAAAACCCCCCAAUUGCAAUCAAGGAAGCUGCAGAUCAAGGAGAUGUUUACAACAACAUUUCCAAUUUGGUUACCGAAAUGAGGAUUGUUGCGAAUAGACAGAUUGAUAUGGAGCAUAGGAGCAAAAUUAAUGACUUCUUUGUCUGUGAACCUCCUUGUUUUGGUCAGGAAACCGAUCCUUACGCUGCUAAAUACUGGAUUUUGAAGCUGGAAACUAUCUUUGAUUGCAUAGAUUGUUCAGAUGAGCAGAGGGUUUCUUUUGCUGUCCUGAAGCUAAAUGAUUCUGCACUCUCUUGGUGGAUAGUGGCAGAAAGACACUUGAAAGAUGAAGUUACAGUGACAUGGGAGAAGUUUAAGGAAUUAUUCUUUAUGAGGUACUUCCCACGAUGGAUGCAACACCAGAAGUAUGCCGAACUCUGUAGUCUGGAACAGGGAGAUAGAACCGUAGCAGAGUACGACGUAGAGUUCAUCAAGUUGUGUUCUCUUGUCUACGAUUUCAUUGGUAGUGAGGCUUGGGAGACUUCCCUGCAUGAUAUUAGGAUACAGAUUUGCUUAUUACGUGACACCACCUACCCCCAGGUGAGGGACAUGGCGUUAAAUCUGGAACGCCGCCUCAACGCUCAAGAGGAUCAAGAUUAAAACUAUUGAUUGAAGUAGAAUGACAGCAGAGGGGAAGUUGGAGUUGGGGAUCGAUCACCUUCAUCACCUUUCAAUGGUGAUCUUUUUGAAAUGUGGUAUGGUUCUGAUUGCAAAUAGUUUAGUUUAUAGUUUCAUAGGUUAGGCUAUGAAGUUCAUGAUAGUUUCUUGUUUUUUCACCUCCAAAAAACAGAGUUCCCCACUCCCCAUCUGGUCUGGCAAUCACUGCCUUAUACUGUUGUUUUUGUUUGUUGGCUUUUGUUAGGUGAAGUCUUUAGCAUCCAGCUGCUUUAAAAGCUAA